AUGUGGUUCUCGUGCCUCAAGAGUGUUGUGUUCGGCCUCCUCAACCCCAACCUCCCGCCUUCCAACCCCAUAGGUCCUCCCUCGCGUCGAAAGACACUUGCCAGUCUGUUCAUGGUGGAACCAGGCACGAUGACGGCUGCGGAUGAGGGAAAAGAGCAACCGAAGAGUCCCGAGAAGCCAUCCACUGACGACGACCCUGAUCGACGGGCAUGCGAUCAAUGCCGACAGCGAAAGGUUAGUGAGCGCCGCGGCCGGCCCGGACCCGACCAUACGGCGUCAAGAAGUGCCAGGACCCGAUGUGACAGGAAUUGGCCGUGCUCCACCUGUCGUACUGCGAGCCGCCAAUGCACAACCACCGGUGCUGGUCAGCGUCUAAAGGAGCCCCGGCAACGCAUCUUGAUAUCCUCCCGAUACGAACGGAAGAUCGACGAAAUUGUGUCCCGUCUGGGGAGUAUCGAAAGCCUUCUUAGCAGUCGGCCGGUCCCUCCGGUCUCGGUAGGCCAUAGAACACAACACGCACAUUCAGACGCCAAGGCAUUUGCCAUACCGACCCCAGCCUCAGCCUCGGGCUUUGAAAGCACCAGAGACGAGUCGCCCUUUGCGCCCGACUCGGGUCUCUCACAACAGUCAAACUUUGCCAGGGUGUUCCUCGAGGAAGCCGCCAAGAGGUCCACCUUGCCUGGGUUUAGCCCCGAGAUAACUACCGCUCUAAAUAACCUCAGACAGCUAGUCGAGUUGCAAGAGCUGCCCUUUACCAGCUACGGUCUCCAAGUUCACUUCCCUCUAAAGAAGACGACCCCCCCUGGUGGCCUCUUCAAAGUAGGCAUCACAGAUUUUUCAAACCUCUGCCGGUCGUUUUACUUCCCUACUUCAGAUAACCCCAGUGAUGCAAACUUUAUUAUAGUGAACGCCAUGCUGUAUAACCUCUUUACGGAACAGUUCUCAUUGGCCACAGACCCAGCCAUCCAAAGCGAGUAUGAUUCGUAUAUACAGAUAUGCCGAGUCAACAUCGAGACUGGCCUCGCUGCGACGCCACUCGUUCUCUCUGCUGCGGUCGAAAACGUUCAAGCACUUCUGCUGGGGACGCUCUAUGCCAUUGAUAUAUCAAGGGCCUUCGUUGCCUGGCAUCUUGUGUCUACAGCCGCCAGACUUUGUCAAGCUGGUCGCUUUCAUCACGCCGAUAAUUUAAAGUACAACUCCCCUCAAGUCUCUCGGCUUAAAAGAAUUCUGUUCUGGCAUGUAUAUAUGUUAGAAAGGGGACUCUGCCUCGGACUUGGCCGUACGUCUGUCAUCCUGGAAUCCGACAUCGAUAUUCCCCGCGAGUUUGACCUAGAUGGGUUUGGAAACCUUGAAUCAUCCGGCCUUGGAACACUCUGGAUCAAGACAGGGUCUCUGCAGGGCCGCAUCUAUGAAAAGCUGUAG
This is a messenger RNA of Hirsutella rhossiliensis, 1422 nucleotides long. RefSeq names its product fungal specific transcription factor domain-containing protein. Lineage: Eukaryota; Fungi; Ascomycota; Sordariomycetes; Hypocreales; Ophiocordycipitaceae. The transcript is spliced from 8 exons. Gene Ontology annotation, biological process: regulation of DNA-templated transcription; DNA-templated transcription. The coding region runs from base 1 to 1422 and encodes 473 amino acids. The record is from RefSeq and is a predicted model, not a curated record. Gene Ontology annotation, molecular function: DNA-binding transcription factor activity, RNA polymerase II-specific; DNA binding; zinc ion binding.